AGAAAGUCUUCAUCUUGACAUGAUAUUUACAUAUUUUGAUCAAAUUUAGUGCAAAGUAAACAUCACAUAAAGAAGAUGGAGAAAAUAUACGUAGCAGUUGGAAAUGAUGUACAAGAAGGCCUUGCAACGCUUGAAUGGACACUUAGAAAAUGGUCUUCUCAUCAAAUUUCAAUUGUUAUCCUUCAUGCAGAUAUAAAUAGAGACUAUGUUUACACUUAUUAUGGAAAGCUUCCUGCAAGUUAUGUCAAUGAUGAGAGUGUUAACUCUCUUUAUAGAUAUGAGCAAGGGAAACUCAACAAGAUUCUAGAUCAAUACAUAGCCUUUUGUGGCAAGGUGAAAACAGAAACUCUAAAUAUUGAAAAAUAUGAUGAACCGAUACACAAGAGAAUUCUGCAAUUGAUAAGAGGUCUUCGAAUACAAAAACUAGUGAUCGGAAUUUCAUUCUUGAAAUCAUCAUUGAAAUAUGGAAGUCUAAUGAAGCAUAUUCAACGAAAGAAGCCAGAUUUCUGUGAAAUCUUUUUGACAAGUGGAGGGAAAUUGUUCUUCUUGAAAGAGGAAAACAAUGAGGGGUUCAUAGAAGAUGAUCAAGGUGAAAUGGUGGCAAAAUUAAACAAAAAGAAGGGUAGUUUUCGACAUUGGAUUGUCAAAAUGUUUCCAGAAAAUCCAAAAAGUCCUCUUAGUUCGCCUUCUUCUUCAACAAGCACAAAUUCGCCUCUGCUUUGGGAGAACUGCGCGGAAGAGAUUGAAACGUACUUCAAUCAGUUGAUGGAUUCAAAUGCAGAUGAAGAAGAACUAGAACCUAUGCAAGUUUCAACAGAACCAGACAUUCCUAUACAUUUGGAUCCAGUUCAGAAAACUGAAUUCUUGAGAAUCAAAAUAGGUGAAGCAAGAGACAGUAUUCAUUUGAAGAGAAGUGAAGCUAAAGAAAGUGCCACAAAAUAUUCGAAAGCAGAGUGGGCAAUUAAUCUGUGUAAUUCAAGGGCUGCUGAUGUUGAAGCUCGAUUGAAUGAAGAAAUCCUGAAACGAGGGGAUUUAGAGAAGGAUCUUGACUGCUUAACAGAAAAGCUUACUGAAAAUAGAACUAUACUUGAGCAGAAUACAAACAAGCUCAGUUCAACUCUUGAAAUCCAGAAGGAACUAUCGAAAAAACUUAAAUCGUCCACAUUGGCAAAAUCACGAUCUGAAGAACAAUUAAGCAAGAUAAUACGCAAAAGAGGUGGCAUGAUUCAAGAGAUUGAGAAAUUAAGGAAACAAAAAGAUGUUAUGCAGCGGAGAAUAGAGUUCUGCAGAGAUAAAGAUGCUAUCGAAAUGGUCACAAGAUUGAAUGAUUUAGACUUCUCUUAUAAAGAAUAUACUGCUCAGGAGAUUAGAACAGGCACCGAAAACUUCUCAGAGAACUUUAGAAUAAAAUGUUUGGGUGAUAUCACAAACGUGUACAGUGCUCGAAUCAACCAUACCACAGUUGCUGUCAAGUUGUAUGAUUUUAACAAACGAGUCUCGGAAGAGGAAUUUGACAGUAAGGUGAAGGUUUUAUGUAGCUUAAAACAUCCACAUUUGGUGGCCAUGCUCGGGGUCUGCAAAGAGCUAAAAUGUGUAGUCUUUGAGUAUAUGCACCGUCACUGCUUAAGAAAUGUGUUUUUCUCAAGUAGUAGGAAAAUUCAAGACAUAAACUGGCAUGUAAGAGUCUGUAUUGCAACCGAAGUUUGUUCAGGCCUAACCUUUCUCCAUCUAACCAAGCCCAGACCCGUGGUUCAUGGCAACUUGAGCCUAGCCAACGUCCUUUUGGACCGUAAUAAUGUUGCAAAAUUACACGGGUUUAGGCUAGACUUUUCACAUGAUGAAUCUGAUAUUAGGUCUGAUAUUCAAGAUUUUGGGCAUUUGGUGUUACAGCUUCUGUCUGGGAGAAAUUGCAUUGAUAAUCUAGAUGAUGUUUUCGAACAGAGGGUUGAGGAAUGGCCAUUAGAAGUGGGUAGGGAGCUUGGUAGAAUAGCAAUGAAGUGUUUAGCUAAAAAGAGUGACGAAGGGGAGUAUACGAGUAUGACAAUGGUGAUGAAAGAGAUUGAAGAGGUCAAAAAGAAGGCAGAUGAUUUAGCAGCAGGUGUUGGAUGUUCAGGAAAUGAGUUUGACAUGGAUUUGGACGAUCAAACCAGCAUACCAUCCUUCUUCUUUUGCCCGAUAUUAAAGGAUAUAAUGGAGAACCCACACAUAGCUUCAGAUGGGUUUUCAUAUGAGCUCAGUGCCAUAAAGCAGUGGCUAGAUAUGGGGCAUAAUACAUCACCAAUGACGAAUUUAGAAUUAGAACACCGACUUACUCCUAAUCACAUCCUGCGUUCCGUGAUUCAAGAUUGGCACAACAAAAGAUCCAUUCCUCUGUCAUAAACCAUGUGUAACUAUACAUUGUGUUCAUUAAUUGAAUUGAAAAACAGAUUAAUGGAGAUUUUUGAUGUUCUAUAUAUGAAGUAGCAUGAUACACAAUCAAUCGUAA
Molecule: messenger RNA, 2485 nt
Organism: Erigeron canadensis
Lineage: Eukaryota; Viridiplantae; Streptophyta; Magnoliopsida; Asterales; Asteraceae
Product: putative U-box domain-containing protein 50
Exons: 8
Coding region: 76-2379 (767 amino acids)
Biological process (GO): protein phosphorylation; protein ubiquitination
Molecular function (GO): ATP binding; protein kinase activity; ubiquitin-protein transferase activity
Source: RefSeq, a predicted model, not a curated record